This is a messenger RNA of Paramacrobiotus metropolitanus, 542 nucleotides long. Its product is annotated as N-alpha-acetyltransferase 38, NatC auxiliary subunit-like. Gene Ontology annotation, cellular component: NatC complex. NCBI's taxonomy places the organism in Eukaryota, Metazoa, Tardigrada, Eutardigrada, Parachela, Macrobiotidae. The record is from RefSeq and is a predicted model, not a curated record. The transcript has a single exon. Bases 189 to 542 code for a protein of 117 amino acids.
UUUUUGACUACUUUUUGUUAUUUCAUAAAUUUUGCACAUUCUUGUAAUCGUGUUCUAGCUUCAACGUUGAUCGGAAAUUACUGGGAAGUAAGAACUGAUUUUGUGCAGGAUCGUUGAUUUUGCAUCGAUCAGAUCAACAGUGCAGCAUUCUGUGAUACAGCCAUUUGCUUCAUGUGAAUUGGGAAUUGAUGGAUCAGACGGGAGUUCCGCCUCAGGAACCUCAAGAGCGAGAAUACUCCCAAGACAGCGAAAAUACUCUUGCAUCUCCUUCAUCUUCCGGUCCCGUAUACUCCACACCCGGACGCCAGCAAAUCGCGGAUCUGUUUAACCGUGAAUUCAAAGUGAUUCUGCUGGACGACCGUGUAAUCGUGGGCACCUUCUUGUGCACCGAUCACGACCAGAACAUCAUUCUGGGUGGCGCCAAAGAAUACGAGAACGAGCACGACUUCGCUGCCAACGCCGUGGAGCCCCGUCUGAUUGGGCUGGCCAUGGUUAAUGGGAAGAAUCUCAAGGGAUUAUUUGUUGAGUCUGCAAGUUCGUGA